Brassica rapa (field mustard) is the source of this 5847-nucleotide messenger RNA. RefSeq names its product callose synthase 9. Gene Ontology annotation, molecular function: 1,3-beta-D-glucan synthase activity. Gene Ontology annotation, cellular component: 1,3-beta-D-glucan synthase complex; plasma membrane. Gene Ontology annotation, biological process: (1->3)-beta-D-glucan biosynthetic process. NCBI's taxonomy places the organism in Eukaryota, Viridiplantae, Streptophyta, Magnoliopsida, Brassicales, Brassicaceae. The record is from RefSeq and is a predicted model, not a curated record.
GACAGGGCGAGCUAGCUUUCAGUUUCAACCUUCUUCACUAAGUCUUCCGUGAGUGAUACAACACUGGUUAAAAUGUCUCGAGUGGAGGCUCUAUGGGAGCGGCUAGUUAAUGCUGCGUUACGAAGGGAUAGAACAGGAGAAUCAGCUGGUGGUGGUUGUCCUGGUGAGGGCAGAGACAUAGAUGAUAUUCUGAGAGCUGCUGAUGAACUCCAAGCUGAUGACCCCGUCAUAGCUAGGAUCUUAUGUGAGCAUGCUUACUCGCUUGCACAAAAACUUGACCCUAAUAGUGAAAGCGUAAGUGUUUUACAAUUUAGAACCGGAUUGAUGUCCGUUAUUAAGCAAAGAGAUGAAAAAAGAGAGGUUGAGACCAUAAAUAGAAGUCAAGAUAUUAACCGCCUGCAAGGUUUUUACCAGCGGUACAGAGAAAAGAACAAUGUUGACACGUUAAAGGAGGAAGAAAAGCAGCUCUGUGAGUCAGGCGCUUUCACUGACGAGCUAGAGCAGAAAACAGUAGAAAGGAAAAGAGUCUUUGCCAACCUUAAAGUUCUGGAACAUGUGUUGGAGCAGGUUUCAAAAGAGAUCUUUGAAGAGCUGAAGCAUGCUAAUGAUUCAGAUGCUGCAAUGAGUCAUGAGGACACAGUUGCCUACAACAUUGUUCCUUUUGAUGCUCCUGUCACGGCAAAUGCCACGACGGCUUUCUGUGAGGUGCAAGCCGCAGUUACAGCGUUGAAGUAUUUUCCAGGCCUGCCAAAAUUGCCUGCUGAGUUCCCCCUUCCUGCAACAAGGAAUGCUGAUAUGCUUGAUUUUCUUCACUAUAUAUUUGGGUUUCAGAGAGACAGCGUCUCCAAUCAGCGUGAACAUAUAAUUCUUCUUCUUUCUAAUGAGCAAUCCCGCCUUAAUAUUCCUGGAGAAACAGAACAUAAACUUGAUGAUGCUGCAGUGAGUAAUGUGUUUUUGAAGUCCCUAGACAACUACAUUAAGUGGUGUGAUUACCUGUGCAUUCAACCUUCAUGGAGAAAUUUAGAGGCUAUAAGUGGAGAAAAGAAACUGCUAUACCUCUCUUUGUAUUUCCUGAUUUGGGGUGAAGCUGCCAACAUACGGUUCCUUCCGGAAUGUUUGUGCUACAUAUUCCACCAUAUGGUAAGAGAAAUGGAUGAGAUCUUACGCCAGCAGGUUGCUCGUCCAGCUGAGAGUUGUAGACCAGUCGAUAGUUGUGGCUCUGAGGAUGAUGUAUCAUUCCUUGAUCAUGUUAUUUCUCCACUGUAUGAAGUUGUAUCAGCGGAAGCUUUUAACAAUGGCAAUGGCCGAGUACCUCAUUCAGCUUGGAGAAACUAUGAUGACUUCAAUGAGUACUUUUGGUCGCUUCAAUCCUUCGAGCUUGGUUGGCCGUGGCGAACCAGUUCAUCUUUUUUUCAAAAACCUAGACCUAGAGCAAAGUUCGAGCUUAAACCCGGUAGAGAAAAACAUCGAGGAAAGACUUCCUUCGUUGAGCACCGAACGUUUUUGCAUCUCUACCACAGCUUCCAUCGGCUAUGGAUAUUCCUCGCUAUGACGUUUCAGGCACUGGCCAUAGUUGCGUUCAAUGAAAAAAGCCUUGCUUCCAGGAAGACUUUGCGUGAGAUUCUCAGCCUGGGACCGACUUAUGUUGUGAUGAAGUUUUCCAAGAGUGUUCUGGAUGUCUUCAUGAUGUAUGGUGCUUAUUCUACUACAAGACGUCUGGCUGUUUAUCGCAUGUUUCUCCGUCUCAUUUGGUUUGGUCUUGCUUCUGUCUUCAUAUCUUUCCUCUAUGUGAGAGCACUUCAAGAAGAUAGCAAACCAAAUUCUGAUUCAGUCAUGUUCACGCUUUAUGUGAUUGUCAUAGCCAUCUACGGUGGUGUUCAGUUCUUUUUUGGUGUCCUGAUGCGCAUCCCAGCUUGUCACAACAUUGCUAAUAAAUGUGAUGGGUGGACUGUGGUUCGAUUCUUUAAGUGGAUGUGGCGCCAGGAGAGACACUAUGUUGGCCGUGGCAUGUAUGAAAAGACAUCUGAUUUUAUAAAGUACUUGCUGUUUUGGCUUGUUGUUCUGUCUGCAAAGUUCUCGUUUGCGUACUUUCUUCAGAUAGAGCCGCUCGUUAGUCCAACAAGGAUGAUAGUGAAACAUGGAAACUAUAAUGCUCUGACUGUUGCCAGUUUAUGGGCUCCUGUUGCCUCUAUAUACCUGUUAGACAUCCAUAUAUUCUACACCCUUGUUUCUGCUUUUUUGGGUUUCUUUCUCGGUGUGAGAGAUCGUUUGGGAAAGAUAAGAUCUUUGGAAGAAAUUCACAAGCAAUUUAAGAAGUUUCCAGGGGCCUUUAUGAGGGCUCUUCAUGUCCCUAUAACCAAUCGGUCUUGGGAUCCUUCUCAUGAGGUUGUGGAUAAGAAGAACAGAGUAGAGGCAGCUCACUUUGCUCCAUUUUGGAACCAAAUAAUAAAAUGUCUACGAGAGGAAGACUACAUCACUGAUUUUGAGAUGGACUUGCUCCUGAUGCCCAAGAAUUAUGGAAGUAGACUGGUUCAGUGGCCUCUCUUUCUUCUUUCCACCAAGAUAUUAUUGGCCACAGAGAUUGCUGCUGAGAGUAAGUCACAAGAGGAGAUUGUGAAGAGGAUCGAAAAGGAUGCCUAUAUGAAGUAUGCUGUUGAAGAAGUCUAUUACAGCCUUGAACGUGUCCUAAUAACAACGCUGGAAGCCGAGGGGAAGAUUUGGGUGGACAGAAUCUUCAGAGACAUCCGGACCAGCAUAACUAUGAGAACUAUACAUCUUGAUUUUACGUUGAAGAAACUCUCCCUUGUUAUCACGAGAGUGACUGCACUCUUAGGAGUCCUGAAAGAAAAUGAAACACCGGAGAAUGCAGCAGCGGUUACCAAAGCACUUCAAGAUCUAUACGAUGUUAUGCGGCUUGACAUAUUAGCUGUUGAUAUGAGGGGUCACUAUGACGCGUGGAACGUGAUAACUCGAGCAUCGAAUGAAGGUCGUCUGUUUACAAAGUUGAAAUGGCCUAAAGAUCCCGAGAUGAAAGCUCUCGUCAAAAGAUUGUACUCUCUACUUACCAUCAAAGACUCUACAGCGCCGCAUGUUCCUAGAAAUCUUGAGGCCAGACGCAGACUUCAAUUCUUCACCAAUUCUCUUUUCAUGGAUGUGCCACAACCAAAGCCUGUCCACCAGAUGUUAUCCUUCAGUGUCUUCACUCCAUAUUGUUCUGAGGUUGUGCUGUAUAGCAUGGCUGAACUCACAAAGAGAAAUGAGGAUGGGAUAUCAAUCUUGUUUUACCUUCAGAAAAUAUAUCCAGAUGAGUGGAAAAAUUUUCUCGCACGAAUAGGAAAAGAUGAAAAUGCGUUAGAAGGUGAUCUACAUAAUGAGAGAGACAUACUUGAACUUCGAUUUUGGGCUUCGUACCGUGGACAAACGUUAGCUAGAACAGUUCGAGGGAUGAUGUAUUAUAGGAAAGCUCUCAUGCUUCAGUCUUAUCUGGAAAGAAAAGCUGGAACAGUUACAGACGAGGAAUCCACACUUUAUGGUAAUAACCCAACGGAUGCUGAAGGAUUUGAGUUAUCUCCUGAAGCAAGGGCCCAAGCAGAUCUAAAGUUUACAUAUGUUGUCACAUGCCAAAUGUAUGGAAGACAGAAAGAAGAUCAAAAACCUGAAGCUGCUGACAUUGCACUGCUAAUGCAAAGAAACGAAGCCCUUCGCAUUGCCUACAUCGAUGUUGUUGAUACUCUUAAAGAGGUUAAAUAUCAUAAAGAAUAUUAUUCAAAACUUGUGAAGGCCGACAUCGAUGGAAAGGAUAAGGAAAUUUACUCCAUAAGAUUGCCUGGGGAUCCAAAACUUGGCCAAGGCAAAGCUGAGAAUCUAAACCAUGCCAUUGUGUUUACUCGCGGAAAUGCAGUCCAGACUAUUGAUGUGAAUCAAGAUAAUUACUUUGAAGAAGCCUUGAAGAUGAGAAAUCUUUUGGAAGAAUUCGAUAGGGACCAUGGUAUAAGACCACCUACCAUUCUUGGAGUUCGGGAACAUGUAUUUACUGGAAGUGUCUCCUCCUUGGCCUCUUUCAUGUCCAAUCAAGAAACUACCUUUGUAACUCUUGGCCAACGAGUACUGGCAAAACCCUUGAAGAUCCGCAUGAAUUAUGGUCAUUCAGAUGUCUUUGACAGAGUUUUCCAUAUCACACGUGGUGGUAUCAGCAAGGCCUCUCGGGUCAUCAAUGCUAGUGAAGAUAUCUUUGCUGGUUUAAACUCAACUCUACGUCAAGGGAAUAUUACUCAUCAUGAGUAUAUUCAAGUGGGCAAAGGGAGAGAUGUGGGGCUCAACCAAAUAGCUCUGUUUGAAGGGAAGGUUGCUGGUGGUAAUGGUGAACAGGUUCUUAGUAGAGAUGUAUACAGACUUGGCCAGCUUCUUGAUUUCUUUAGAAUGAUGUCAUUCUACUUCACAACAGUUGGCUUCUAUUUCUGUACAAUGUUGACGGUGCUUACUCUGUAUAUUUUCUUGUAUGGGAAGGCAUACCUGGCGUUUUCUAGAGUUGGAGCUACUAUUCGAGAAAGAGCUAUUCUUGUGAACAAUACUGCACAUAGCGCCGCCCUCAGCGUUCAGUUUCUGCUUCAGAUUGGUGUCUUCACUGCUGUGCCAAUGAUUCUAGGCUUUAUUUUGGAACAUGGUUUUCUCCAGGCCAUUGUAAGUUUCACAGCUAUGCAGUUUCAGCUGUGUACCGUCUUCUUCACAUUUUCUCUUGGCACAAGAGCCCAUUAUUUUGGACGGACACUUCUCCACGGUGGUGCUAGUGUUUGUCAACAGUACCAAGCCACUAGAAGAGGGUUUGUACUCAAGCAUAUCAAAUUUUCUGAGAACUACCGUCUUUAUUCCAGAAGUCAUUUUGUUAAAGGGAUGGAGGUUAUACUCUUACUGGUUGUCUACCUUGCUUAUGGAAAUGAUGAGGCUGGUUCUGUUUCCUACAUACUUCUGACGGUUAGCAGCUGUUUCUUGGCUUUCUCUUGGCUCUUUGCUCCUUACAUGUUCAACCCUUCUGGAUUUGAGAGGCAAAAAGUGGUGGAAGACUUCAAAGAAUGGACAAAGUGGCUCUUUUAUAGAGGUGGUGGGAUUGGUGUGGAAGGAGCUGAAAGCUGGGAAGCAUGGUGGGAAGAAGAACUGUCUCACAUUGGGACCUUGAGUGGGAGGAUGGUGGAGACCAUAUUAAGUCUACGAUUCUUUAUCUUCCAGUAUGGUAUUGUCUACAAACUGAACGUGCAUGGAUCAGAUACAUCAUUUGCGGUGUAUGGUUGGUCAUGGGCUGCAUUUGCGGUGAUUUUAGUUAUUUUCAAGGUCUUUGCCUUUAUUCAGAAGAUUGCUGUCAGUUUUCGGCUUGUGCGUAGGUUUAUACAAGGCCUUGCCUUAUUGGUGUCUCUAGCUGGUAUAAUCGUAGCGGUUGUGCUGACAGAGUUGUCAGUGCAAGACAUAUUUGCUAGUGUUUUAGCCUUUUUACCAACAGGAUGGGGAAUCCUUUCUAUUGCGUGUGCUUGGAAGCCACCCAUUAAGCGGAUUGGGAUGUGGGAAUCAGUACGUUCCCUGGCAAGGCUGUAUGAUGCAGGAAUGGGAAUGCUCAUAUUUCUUGCCAGUGCGUUCUUAUCGUUGUUCCCGUUUGUCUCUACCUUCAAACACGUAUGAUGUUUAACCAAGUGUUUAGUUGAAUGCUAUCAGUGUAUAUAAAUGUGUUUUUCUUUAUUAGUUUUAUGAGUUAACGAGUGUAGUAGUAGUAGAAAAUGAAUGAGAGCCUAUUUGUAAAAUUUGAAGCAUUUUAAGACUUUUGUAGAUUCGGUACAUGUUGCAAGUCAGACUUGUGUAGUA